AUGCUGCAGUCUCCCACUGAGAGUAGCACGGACGGUGACCCUGGUGAACGGAGACGUCGACGUUUCCGAGAUGAAUUCACUUCGAGUACCGAUGCUGAUGACGAUAUCGACUCCAAUCUGAACGGGGCUUUGCCGGACUGGGCCCUCGAGGGCGCAGUGCGUCGAAGUUCGCGGAUACGAGAAGCCCGAGAGGGUUCUGUAGUAUCUGACAAGAGCGCAGGGGUCGAGACCUCGACAAGGAGGAAGCGUGGUCGGCCUAAGAAAAACUCUGCCAAGACUCCUUCUAAGAAGGCUCAAGGUCGAAGGGGCGCAAAUUCGGGCGACCGAUGGCCGCUGGACCACGAGGGGUCCUGGUUGACGUAUCUGCCGAAAUUUGUGGAGAAUCCUGCUGAUGCAUUGGAAGAAAUGAUAAAUGAAGUUCCGUGGGAACAAGGGAGAGUUAAGAUAUUCGGAAAAGAGCAUUUGGAACGGAGGCUGACUGCCUUCUAUGCUGAUGAUGGACAGCAGUAUAGAUACUCUGGAGGGCCCCUGAGGGUACCUUCACCGUGGAGGCGGGGUCCGAUCGUUAUAGACCGCUUAAGGAAGGCCGUGGGUGAGGCAUGUGGACAAGAGUUCAACUGUUGUGUACUUAACUACUACCGGGACGGGUCUGAUAGUAUUGGAUUGCACUCGGACGAUGAGAAAGUCCUUGGAGUGAACCCAUCAAUUGCGUGCGUGUCCCUUGGGGCCGAGCGAGACUUUGUCCUGGACGCCAAGAGGGAUAAGAAGAAGGUGCAGCUAACGCCGCGCAGUGGGUCGCUGUUGGUGAUGGGAGGCAGCACACAAAAGCUGUGGAAGCACAGUGUGCCGUCUCGAAAGAGGGAACACCGUCCGAGGGUCAGUCUCACAUUCCGCUAUGCAUUCUGGAAGAGCAAUUAG
Molecule: messenger RNA, 918 nt
Organism: Perkinsus marinus ATCC 50983
Lineage: Eukaryota; Perkinsozoa; Perkinsida; Perkinsidae
Exons: 5
Coding region: 1-918 (305 amino acids)
Biological process (GO): DNA alkylation repair; DNA repair
Cellular component (GO): nucleus
Molecular function (GO): dioxygenase activity
Source: RefSeq, a predicted model, not a curated record